Phanerochaete carnosa HHB-10118-sp is the source of this 1652-nucleotide messenger RNA. RefSeq lists its product as uncharacterized. The record is from RefSeq and is a predicted model, not a curated record. NCBI's taxonomy places the organism in Eukaryota, Fungi, Basidiomycota, Agaricomycetes, Polyporales, Phanerochaetaceae. Gene Ontology annotation, molecular function: peptidase activity. The coding region runs from base 34 to 1479 and encodes 481 amino acids. Gene Ontology annotation, biological process: proteolysis. The transcript has 9 exons.
CUCAGCCAUCGACGACUCUUUGAACUUGUAAAAAUGGUGGCACCUAAGCAGUUCCUCGACUAUGUUGAAGCCCACUCGACGAAGUUCAUCGAUCGCCUUGCCGAGGCUGUCGCGAUAGCCAGCAUUAGUGGAGAUGCUUCGCGCCGUCAGGACGUGCUCAGGAUGGCUGCCUGGGUCAAGGCCGAGCUGGAAAAGUUUGGUGUAAAGACCGAUGCCAUUCCUUUGGGUAAACAGGAAAUCGAGGGGCAAGUUCUUGACCUUCCACCGGCGAUCGUUGGUCGCAUUGGCGAAGAUCCUAAGAAGAAGACAAUCCUCAUCUACGGGCACUUCGACGUGCAGCCCGCCAACGUCAGUGAUGGCUGGAACACCGAUCCGUUCAAGAUGCAUUUUGACAGAGAAACUGGCAAGAUGUUCGGACGUGGUACGACCGACGACAAGGGCCCCAUCAUGGGCUGGCUGAAUGUUCUCGAGGCCCACCAUAAGCUCGGCCUCGAGCUCCCUGUCAACAUUCGUUUCUGCUUUGAGGGCAUGGAGGAGAGUGGCUCCGAGGGUCUCGACGAGUUUAUUGCUUCUGAAGCCAAGAAGGGCGUGAAUGGCUGGUUUGGUGGUGUCGACGCUGUCUGCAUCUCUGACAACUACUGGCUGAACGACCGCACACCCGCUCUUACCUAUGGUCUCCGCGGAUUGACCUACUUCAAUAUCGUCGUCUCUGGCCCUGGAGCGGACCUUCACUCUGGUAUCUUUGGCGGCGCCGUCUUCGAGCCAAUGACCGCGGUCGUUGCACUUUUGGGCAAGCUCGUCACACCAGAUGGCCUUAUUCUCAUUCCUGGUGUCUACGACGGCAUCAAGCCCGCUGCCGCUGACGAAUUGGAGAUCUACCAAAGUCUCGACUACUCCGUCGCCGAUCUGGAAGCCGCCGCAGGUGGACACAUUGCAAUUUCUGAUGACAAGGCUACGGUGAUCAUGGCCCGCAUGCGCAACCCGUCGCUCUCCAUCCACGGAAUCGAGGGUGCGUUCUCGGGCGUCGGUGCAAAGACCGUCAUUCCUGCGACCGUCGGCGGCAAGUUCAGCUUGCGUCUCGUUCCGCCGCAACGGCCCGACGACAUCCGGGCCAAGGUCGAAAAGUACCUCAAGGAGGAAUUUGCGAAGCUCAACACGAAGUGUACUAUGAGGGUUGAGUAUCUCCACGGUGGUAUCCCAUGGGUCGCCGACCACAAGCACUGGAACUACGAAGCUGCGAAGAAUGCGACCGAGGCCGUCUACCUGAAGAGUCCCGAUUACACUCGCGAAGGUGGUUCCAUUCCCGUAACCCUGACCUUCGCCGAGAACUUGGGCGUUAACGUCCUCCUUCUCCCCAUGGGCCGUGGUGACGACGGUGCUCACUCGACGAAUGAGAAGCUUGACGUCUCCAAUUACAUUCAGGGUACUAAGCUCCUCGGCUCAUAUCUCUACGAAGUCGCUGAGAUUACAAAGGCAUGAAGCAGGGAAGCACUGCCAUGCCGCAACCCUAUGUAAAUGUAGCAUUACGCAAUGGGAUCCGAUGCGAGAGGUCGCUCCUUGUCCAAUUGCUGUAUCUGUAUCAGUACCACAAGCUGUAUCCUCGAAAACAAACGAAAAUUGUACUAUGCUUGACUCUCGCAAUCUUGCAACUC